GCACCAGAGAGCAAGCUUACGUCUACGGGAUUUCUUCCUCGGCGCUAGUCCAUUCCAUAUCUCGAGCCUGCAGUAUAGGCGUCACCAGCAAGUGUAGCUGUGGCAGUCUGCCCACGACGCCACCCAAUGGUAACUUUAAAUGGGGUGGCUGUGGCGACGAUGUCCAGUUCGGGCUGUUGUUUGGGGAGACGUUCACAGACUCUACACUAGUGAACAAGAAGGGUAAAGCAAAGACAUCAAAGAAGUCUAUGAUGAACAAGCAUAACUUUAUGACUGGGAGAAGGGUAGUCGCAGAUAGCGUCACCCGAGCGUGCAAGUGCCAUGGCGUCUCAGGCUCGUGCUCCAUAAAGACCUGCUGGCGCUCACUGCCCAGCUUUGACACUAUCGGGGCCACCCUGAAAGAAAGAUACGCCCUUGCUGUCGAGGUGAGGAGAAAACGGGUGAAGAAAGAGAAAGUUCUAGAGCCCAUCCACAAAGGGAAGCCAUCUUUCCAGUCGGAUGAGUUUGUUUAUUAUGAAAAAAGUCCUGACUACUGCAGUCCUGAUGAGAAAACGGGAUCUGUGGGGACAAUAGGCAGGUUAUGUGAAGCAGACACUAGACUUCCCGGGAACUGCGAGUCGAUGUGUUGCGGUCGGGGACACGAUAACUUUACCAUGGAAGUCACAGAAAGGUGUGAAUGCAAAUAUUACUGGUGCUGCUACGUCAAAUGCAACACUUGUGUCAAAAUUUUGAAGCUAAACCAGUGCCGAUAA
Molecule: messenger RNA, 752 nt
Organism: Candidula unifasciata
Lineage: Eukaryota; Metazoa; Mollusca; Gastropoda; Stylommatophora; Geomitridae
Source: the annotation of a GenBank genome assembly